Messenger RNA from Ochlerotatus camptorhynchus, 995 nucleotides. RefSeq lists its product as uncharacterized. The transcript has a single exon. Bases 427 to 957 code for a protein of 176 amino acids. The record is from RefSeq and is a predicted model, not a curated record. Lineage: Eukaryota; Metazoa; Arthropoda; Insecta; Diptera; Culicidae.
UUAAUUUUUUCCCACUACUACUAUCACGGUAUUUAUAUGAAGCAGUGCAAUUUUAAGUUCGGAAAGAAAGCAGUGAAUCACCAACAUAUUUACAGCGUAAGCAACAGCAUAAGCCCUGCAAUGCACGAGAAUGAUUGCAUAAAGAAAACGUGUUUCCAUCGUUCACUUUCUCAUCAAACAAGUUCCAAACUGGCAUCGUUUGUCUAUAUAAACACUACUAAUGGUAUUACUGUAGCUAUUUCACUCAUCACAAUUCAACGAUACAACAAGUACCCAUCAUGAUGAAGUUGGUAAGAACCGUGUUCGGAACGCCCCACUCGUCAUCCAUUCUAAUCUAUUGUACACUUUUAGCAAAUAAUUCUUCUCUGCGUCUUGGCGGCCACCGUUCAUGGCAAGGAGAAAAAGAGCUACCCGCUUCAUAUUCCAAUGCCAUCGCUUGAAGAAAUUCCAGUGCCACUCGUGAAACUGAACCUGGUGAAGGGUGAACCGAUAAUCAAGCACAUACCACAGGAACAUAUCGAGGAAGUUAAGGUGCAGAAACACGUGCAGAUCAACAAACCCGUCGAGGUGAUCAAGCAUAUCCCGGUGACGAAGGAAGUGUUCGUCGAGCGCCCAGUGGAAGUGAUCAAGGAGAUUCCCAUCGAGAAAGUCAUCAUCGAUAAGGUGGAAGUGCCGUAUGAGGUGAUCAAGCAUGUGGAAAAAAUUAGGCACAUUCCGGUUGAGAAGCACGUUGAAGUGAUCAAGCAAGUUGAAGUGGUAAAACCCGUCCCGUACAAGAGGUAUGUGUUUAACAAGAUACCAUCGACGAUCAACUACCAGAUGCCGGAGUACGUGCGAGUGCCGUACAAGAUCAAUGUGCUGCCGGAAGCUCCACCCCAGGAGGAGUCGAAAAAGCAAGAAAAAAAAGAUAAAAAGGAAAAAAAAGGAUGGGGUCUGGCCAGCCGUUUGGGCUGGUGAAUGGACUUGAGAAGGAUUGACAAGAUGGCUAAUAAAAA